UACAGUGGGUGUGUCUUUACUCUGCAUUUAUGUGUUGGUCUUUCGUAAUCGACAUUCGUCUGUCAGCUGUCUCAACCUGUGGUUGAGACUCUCCACACAAAGGUACAAUGGUCUGCUGUGGUUUACUGACUGCCCAGAAGGAACCAGUUCCUCUGAAGAGCAUCGAGGUGGAGGUGGAGGUGAGGGACCAUGUGGCUACAGUAGUCUCCACUCUGAACUACGAGAACAAGGAGGACAAACCAAUCGAGGCUGUUUUUGUCUUUCCUCUGCCCGGAGAUGCAGCUGUCUGUCAUUUCAGUGCCAAAAUUGGACAGACACAGAUUGUAGCUGAAGUGAAGGAGAAACAGCAGGCUCGUGAGGAGUAUGAUGAUGCUCUGAGCUCUGGUCAGCAAGCCUUUUUAUUGGAGGAGAGUGAGCAGAGUCCAGAUAUAUUCACUCUGAGUGUGGGCAGUCUGCCUCCAGGAGAGAGCGCCUCCAUCAGGCUAGAGUAUGUCACUGAGCUGGCUGUGCAGGCCGAUGAUGGGCUGAGGUUUUGUCUGCCUGCUGUGCUCAACCCUCGCUAUCAGCCUCAGGAAAGCGGAGGCAGUGACGGUGCCAGUGUCCAGGUGACCUCUGUUCCAGCCUCUCUGGUGCCCUACAGUCUGUCUUUCUCUGCCCGAGUGUCCUCUCCUCGUCCAAUCUGUAAAGUAGAGUCCAGCUGUUCCCUGGACCCUCUGCAGUACCUGAACACAGAGCAGACCCAGGCCACUGUCAAGUUGGCUGAAGGACACAAGUUUGACAGAGAUGUUGAGCUGCUGAUUUAUUACAAAGAUGCUCACCAGCCCACUGCUGUGGUGGAGGCAGGACUGGCCUCUGCAGAACCUGGGACUCUGAUGGGCAAUCCAGUAGUGAUGCUAAGCCUGUAUCCUGAGUUCCCCCAGUCUUUGAUGUCUUCACUCGCCUCAUGUGGAGAGUUUGUGUUCCUGAUGGAUCGAUCUGGGAGUAUGGGUUCACGUAUAAGGAAUGAGGAUCCUCAGACUCGCAUUAGCAGUGCCAGGGAUACUCUACUGCUCCUGUUGAAGAGCUUACCAAUGGGCUGCUACUUCAACAUCUACAGCUUUGGUUCCAGCUAUGAACACAUCUUCCCCAACAGCGUGGAGUACAGUGAGUCGACCAUGGCCGAGGCUCUGAAGAAAGUGGAGGCAAUGGAGGCUAAUUUGGGAGGAACAGAGAUCUUGAAGCCACUCAAACACAUUUACAGCCAACCCUGCAUUCCCAGUCAACCAAGACAAGUUUUUGUUUUUACUGAUGGAGAGGUAUCCAACACCAAAGCAGUAAUAGAUCUGGUGAAGCAGAAUUCAGGCUCCCACAGGUGUUUCGCUUUUGGGAUUGGGGAGGGAGCCAGCUCUGCUCUUAUCAAUGGGUUGGCCAAGGAAGGAGGAGGUCACGCUCAGUUCAUCACAGGGACUGACAGGAUGCAACCUAAAGUGAUGCAGUCCCUGCGAUUCGCUCUGCAGCCAGCAGUGGUGGACAUCUCAGCCACAUGGGAUUUACCAAAGGGAGUGUCUGUCACUGUACUCUCUCCACCACUCACAGCACUUUUCCAGGGUCAGAGGUCACUGAUUUAUGCUCAGCUCACUGGAGAGAGCUCAGAAGCAGCAGAGGGCAGUGUAACGUUGAAGUACUGUCUGGCAGGUCAUCCUUCUCAGAACCAGCUGCCCUUCAGUCUCAAACCUGCCGAAGACACAGGGUUAACAGUGCACAGGUUGGGGGCUCGGAGUCUGAUUCGGUCCCUGGAGAUGAAGGAGAGAGAAAACACAGAAAAGCAAGAUGGAGGCGUGAAGGGGAAGGUAGUGGAGCUCAGUGUCCAGUCAGGAGUGAGCAGCUCCUUCACUGCCUUCAUUGUUGUCAACAAAGACAAUGGUGAGCCGAUUGAAGGACCUUUGAUUCGCAGAAAUAUCCCAGCACCUGGUAGGCAUCGGUAUAUGAUGCGCUGCUGUGCACCUAUGAUGGACAGUGUGACAGCAUGUGGCUUUGCUCCACAAGGUUUACCUGAAGUCCUUUCAUGGAACAGUGGACACUCUGCUCUCUCUGCAGGUGCUAAAAGCAGAAAAAAAGGGAACAUGUUUGGUGCCAUGCCCAAACUAAAGAGCCAAUGCAACUCUAAGCAAUCGAGCAGCAAUGACAAAACUGAGGCCAAGAUUUCCAAAGACCCGUUGCUUCAGCUGGUUUCCCUCCAGAAGGCCUCUGGCUGCUGGCUGCUUGAUCCAGCUCUGGCUGCUGCACUGGGAAAAACCAGCAAGGAGGUGGAGCGGACAAAGCCUUCAUCCGUAAACCAGGAAGUGUGGGCUACACUGCUGGCCCUGAUUUGGCUUAAUGGCUUCAAGAUGGAUGCUAAGGAAGAGUGGGAGCUUCUGGGUCUGAAGGCUUUGUCAUGGCUCCGUGCUCAGAAUGCAUCAUGUGUGGCAGAGUGUAUGGAGGCUGGAAACACACUGUUGGGCUGCAGUGUGCAGAAGGAUGUCUUGGGCCUCUGAGGUGUUCUCACAGAAAACAUCUCAGUUAAGAGCCAGUGUCUAAUCUCAAACUGGCUCUCUACUAUAUAAAAAAAAGGUUCCAAUCCUGUGCCAACUGCAUUGUCGUCAUUGCAUGAUAGUUUAUCACCAUUAAUUCUCCUAUUUUUUUCUAUUUUCAUUUGGUUAAAAAUUAUGGCUUCACUAUAGUAAAAACUGAUUUUUUCUCUUGA
Molecule: messenger RNA, 2722 nt
Organism: Solea senegalensis (Senegalese sole)
Lineage: Eukaryota; Metazoa; Chordata; Actinopteri; Pleuronectiformes; Soleidae
Product: von Willebrand factor A domain-containing protein 5A-like
Exons: 20
Coding region: 108-2513 (801 amino acids)
Source: RefSeq, a predicted model, not a curated record